Chara braunii is the source of this 1595-nucleotide messenger RNA. The record is from the annotation of a GenBank genome assembly. Lineage: Eukaryota; Viridiplantae; Streptophyta; Charophyceae; Charales; Characeae.
CAUAGAGAAUUACAGCGAUAGUCAGAGGAGGAGGACGCAAGUAGGAGGCUCCCUUGUUCCCAUCGUGCAGUAUGCCGAAACCAACCCUGAAGGUGGCUGCCAUUCGUGUCUGCCCGUUGGUUGCCCCGUUGACCGCUAUGGUCAUCCUUUCCUUAAAUGCAGUCAUGUAUUUAGACGCGCUUGCAGCAGGAAGAGCAGGCGGCCGAGGGGAAGGGGUAAUUGCAGUUCUGAAUGCCCCUUCGAGGAGCCGCGAUAUGCUGAGAGAGAGGGUGGUGGUGGUCCCCAACACCACCCACGGGGUCGGGGAGGAACACACGAAUGCUGAGGACGUCGAUUGCGCAGCAAUCGACUUCGCUGGCAAUCGGAUUCUGUCCGCAGAGGAUUUCGGAGAUCUCGCCUCCGUGCCCUCGCGCUUCAUACGGCUCCGGCGUUCUGACGCUUCCGCGGGACCGAUGUCUUUCCAAGAGAGCACGCUCAGCGGGCGUCGGGAUCGUCGUGACGACGAUGAUGGAGGCACCGCGUAUACAAAUGCAACUGGGCGCGAUAGAGCCAAUAAGCAGGCUCAGCGGAGUCGAGUGGUGGUCUCGUCGGGAAAGACGAAGAUCCCCGACCGCGUGUUCUUCCUCAACAUGUACCAAAAUAUCCGUGGCUGCGCCCACACGCAGUGCUCUAUCGAGAGCUUCCUCGCAAAGAAUCCGAACUACACGGUGUACAUUUACUCCAGCAACCUGACCUAUUUCCGUACGAAGUGGUCAGAGCGCAAAGACCCUCGCAUUGUGCUUAAAACGGCGGACUUUGCCGACAUCUUCAGCGGCACGCCAUUCGAAAACUGGUACGCCUCGGGAACUUACCGAAAAACACGCUGGAUACCUAACAAUCUGAGUAAUGCGGCUAGAUUGGCGUUGGUUUGGAAGUACGGGGGGACAUACCUCGACAUGGACUUCAUCAGCCUGAAUCCCAUGCCGGCGGGGUUAGGCAGCGCAGUGGCGGCGGAGGACGACAAGUCGAUCAACAACGCUUUCAUAAGGUUCUCGGCCGGCCAUCAGUUCGUGCGAGAAGCGAUGAAAGAUUUCGUAGCGGAUUUCAGCGGAAACCUGUGGGGCCAUCAAGGUCCGAAGCUUCUCACUCGCGUCUUUAUGCGAAAUUGUCUGGACAUCGACGAGCUGGAGGAGUGGCUGGUGUCUCGGAAAUUGCCGAGAGACGAGGCGAAGGCCCUGAUUCGCGCGCAAGUACGGGAUUUGAACGCGACCCGCUUGUCUGCUGCUUAUGUCCCUCCGGAUUUCUGCUACGAUCUGACCGUCAUGAAAAGGGAAUCAGUCUAUCCGCUCUGGUGUAGUGAAGCUAAGCUGCUAAAGACUCCUUGGCGGCAGGCUUGUAAGCUAUGUAGGGAGCUCCAAGAGAAGGCAAUCAUGUUGCACUACUGGGGACACAGCUUUCCUCACAACGACUCCUUCAGUGAGUCCAGUAUCAUGGGCAAGUUGAUGACGGCAACCUGUCCGCGCACGUUCGCCCAAUGUGGUUGGGGGCCCAGUGGCUGAGAACCGACGUCACCUUGCAGCUCCCCUGUAUCCAAGUAACAGGAUGCUGAACAUGAU